Molecule: messenger RNA, 576 nt
Organism: Pectinophora gossypiella (pink bollworm)
Lineage: Eukaryota; Metazoa; Arthropoda; Insecta; Lepidoptera; Gelechiidae
Exons: 1
Coding region: 1-576 (191 amino acids)
Source: RefSeq, a predicted model, not a curated record
AUGGAAAACAAACCAGAAAGUGCAAAUGAAAAGAAAACUAUAAACAAAGCUAAGUCUUACAAUAAUGGGCAGAGCGGUCCUCCGCUGAAGAGUAAAUGUGAGCCGUCGAAGCGCAAGUCUUUCAAUGUGAACGAUGCGGUCAUGUCGCUGGAUUUGGCGCUGGGCAGGCUGAAGAAGAGUAAGCUGGUGAACGGGGACAGCAGCACCGGGCGCGCGGCGGGGGCGGCACCGGCGGGGGCCGCGCCAUCGCUGCGCCGCGUCACCGCGCCCUCCGACAUGUUCAUGGACAUCUCCAGCCCCAGCUCCAACAUCAAUCCGGGGCUGACGAACGCGUCGCUCAUGUCAAUGAACUUCUCCCACUACGAGCUGAUGCGCAACUUGUCGCGCUCCAACUCCAACUCGGAGGGCGCAUUCAGCGGCACCACUUGCAACACCUACUGCGCCGACAACACGCUCAGGGACGAACACCUCGAGAAGUACUUCCGCAGCGUCGAGAUGUGGAACAGGAAGUACCGGGACGGCGGCGGGGGCGCCGGCAGCGGACCCAGCGUCCACUUUGAAAUUCCAGAAAAAUAA